Aspergillus aculeatus ATCC 16872 is the source of this 4126-nucleotide messenger RNA. RefSeq names its product sphingolipid transporter NCR1 (gene ncr1). Gene Ontology annotation, cellular component: membrane. The transcript is spliced from 3 exons. The record is from RefSeq and is a predicted model, not a curated record. NCBI's taxonomy places the organism in Eukaryota, Fungi, Ascomycota, Eurotiomycetes, Eurotiales, Aspergillaceae. The coding region runs from base 24 to 3842 and encodes 1272 amino acids.
CAGCUUAUCUCCCCUCAGGCGCAAUGCGGGGAUACCGCUUGAUCCCCAUCCUCGCGGGUCUUGGCGCUCUCCUACCCCAGACUCAGGCCCAGGACAGCUCGGGCUACACCGAUAUCCACGAGCCCGGCCGCUGCGCUCUUCGCGGGCAUUGCGGCAAGAAAUCAUUCUUCGGCGGAGAGCUCCCUUGUCCCGACAACGGGCGUGCCAAACAGCCCGAAGCGGCGGUGAGGAAGAAGCUGGUCGACCUGUGCGGUAGCAAGUGGCAGGAUGGGCCCGUAUGUUGUGAGGAUGAACAGAUCGAUGCGCUUUCGAAAAACCUCAAACUCGCCGAAGGAAUCAUCGCCUCAUGUCCCGCCUGCAAGGAGAACUUCUUUAACAUCUUUUGUACUUUUACCUGCUCGCCCGACCAGUCUCUCUUCGUCAAUGUCACGCAGAUCGAGCAGAAUGGCUCGGGCAAGAAGUUGGUCACGGAAAUUGACAAUGUAUGGUCGGAGGAAUACCAGAGUGGCUUCUACGAUAGCUGCAAGAACGUGAAGAAUGGCGCCUCAGGUGGCAAGGCCAUUGACUUUAUCGGAGGAGGCGCCAAGGACUAUCCCCAUUUCAUGAAGUUUCUGGGAGACAAGAAGCUGCUGGGAAGCCCCUUCCAGAUCAACUUCAAGACGGAACCUGCGGGUUCGGACCCACAGGGCAUGGAAGCCUUGCCGAUCAAGCCCAAAGCAUGCAAUGACCCCGACGAGGCCUUCCGCUGCUCCUGCGUCGACUGUCCGGAUGUCUGUCCGGAACUGCCUGCCGUCAAGACAGAUCGAUACUGUCACGUCGGCCUGCUACCGUGCUUGUCCUUUGCAGUAAUCCUCAUUUACUCGGUCUUCCUAUUGACCGUUGUGGCCGCAUCGAGCUACUUCACCUAUCGGGAGCGGCGGUACCGCAAGCCUGAGCGUGCUAGGCUUCUGCAGGAUCCUGCCCCUAGCGAUGAUGAGGACGAAGGCGACAUUGUGCGAGCAGGCGGUUAUGUUGAACAGCCUAACGGUGUCUACAAGCUCAACUCUGCCCUGGACCGAAUGUUCAAUCGGAUCGGUGGUGCCUGCGCUCGGUUUCCGGCGAUCACUAUCCUUACCAGUACUCUAUGUGUUGGAGUUUUGAGCCUAGGAUGGCUGCGGUUCGCCGUUGAGACUGAUCCGGUUCGCUUGUGGGUGAGUCCAACCUCGGCGGCCGCGCAGGAGAAAGCCUAUUUCGAUGAGCAUUUCGGACCAUUCUACCGAGCCGAGCAAGCCUUCCUGGUCAAUGAUACCGGACCAGUGCUGAGCUACGAUACGCUCAGCUGGUGGUUUGGCGUAGAGCUGAGGGUGCACCGAACAUUGUCCCAAGGUCGGGGACUCCUUCUCGAUGACGUUUGCUUCAAGCCUACUGGUGAUGCUUGUGUGGUCCAGUCUCUGACCGGUUAUUUCGAUGGCUCGUUGUCGAAUCUAGACCCCGACACCUGGCAAGAACGACUCCAGCAUUGUACCGAGUCCCCUGGAGAUGUAAGCUGUUUGCCCGCUUUCGGGCAGCCUCUAAGACCCGAAAUGAUUCUUGGUGGAUAUGAGAGUACCGGCAAUGUGCUCGAUGCACAGGCGUUGUUCACUACCUGGGUGGUGAAUAAUUAUGCCCAAGGGACAGAAGAGGAAGCGAACGCCAUCGACUGGGAAGAGACCAUCCAGCAGAUUCUUCGAGUUGUACAAGAAGAGGCCGAAGACCGCGGUCUCCGUGUGUCGUUCAACACAGAAAUCAGCGUUGAGCAAGAAUUGAACAAGUCCAGCAACACAGAUGCUAAGAUCGUGGUCAUCAGCUAUAUUAUCAUGUUCAUUUACGCGUCCCUGGCCUUGGGGUCGGUCACGGUGACCUGGAAGUCGCUGUUCACGAACCCGGCUAACGCUCUGGUGCAAUCCAAGUUCACUCUUGGUAUUGUGGGCAUCAUCAUUGUUCUGAUGUCUGUGUCUGCUUCGGUCGGCCUGUUCUCUGCGGCAGGCAUCAAGGUCACAUUGAUAAUCGCGGAGGUUAUCCCAUUCCUGGUAUUAGCUGUUGGCGUGGACAACAUCUUCCUUAUUGUUCACGAAUUUGAAAGAAUCAACGUCAGCCAUCCGGACGAAGAGAUCGACGAGCGAAUUGCUCGUGCGGUUGGCCGCAUCGGCCCCAGUAUCUUCCUUUCCGCUGCAACGGAGACAAUUGCCUUUGCUCUAGGCGUCUUCGUCGGAAUGCCGGCUGUGAAGAACUUUGCAGUUUAUGCAGCAGGGGCUGUCUUCAUUAAUGCCGUCUUGCAGGUCACCAUGUUUAUCUCGGUUCUAGCACUGAAUCAAAGACGCGUCGAAAGUCUGCGCGCUGAUUGCUUCCCGUGCCUGACCGUCCGCAAGGCCCAUUCUGGGAUGUCUGAAGACCAGGUACUGGACGAGCACGAUGGAGAAAGUAUGUUGCAAUCAUUCAUCCGCAAAGUCUAUGCGACUUUCCUGCUAGAGCGCAAGGUCAAAGUCUUCGUGGUGAUUACAUUCUUAGGCCUUCUGACGGCUGGUAUCGCUUUGGUUCCCGAGGUCGCCCUUGGCCUGGACCAGCGCAUUGCUCUGCCUAGCGACUCCUAUCUUGUGCAGUACUUCAAUGACCUGGACGCUUACUUUGGAAGCGGACCACCAGUGUACUUUGUGACAAGGAAUGUCAACGUCACUGAACGUCGUCAUCAACAACAAUUGUGUGGACGGUUCACGACCUGUGAAGAGUUCUCCCUGCCAUUUGUCCUGGAACAAGAAUCCAAGCGUCCGAACGUGUCUUACAUCUCCGGAUCAACUGCGAGCUGGAUCGAUGACUUUUUCUACUGGUUGAACCCGCAAGACGACUGCUGCACCGAGGACGGCGAAGUGUGUUUCGAGGACAGGACUCCGGCAUGGAACAUCUCUCUUUAUGGCAUGCCUACAGGGCAGGAGUUCAUGCAUUAUGCUGAAAAAUGGAUUCAAGCUCCGACAGACGCUUCUUGCCCUCUUGGAGGCAAAGCUCCCUACAGCAAUGCGCUCGUCCUCGAUCCCAAACGGAUCAUGACCAAUGCCACCCAUUUUAGAACAACUCACACCCCUCUCCGAAGCCAAGAUGACUUUAUCAAGUCUUACAUCUCAGCACGCCGCAUCGCUGACGGUCUCUCCAAGGAGCAUGAUAUUGACGUUUUUCCCUAUUCGAAAACCUAUAUCUACUUCGAUCAAUAUGUGUCAAUCAUCCGGCUGACCGGGACCUUGCUUGGAUGCGCAAUUGCUAUCAUUUUCAUCCUCACUUCUGCCUUGCUUGGAUCCGUGGCUACUGGAGCGGUGGUGACGACAACUGUGGUAAUGAUCAUGAUCGACAUUAUUGGGGCGAUGGCAGUCGCCGGCGUUUCCCUCAACGCCGUCUCCUUGGUCAACCUGAUCAUCUGCGUGGGCAUUGCGGUCGAAUUCUGUGCACAUAUCGCUCGUGCAUUCAUGUUCCCUUCGCGGGCUAUCUUGGAGAAGGUGCCGACAAAGUUCCGGGGCAAGGAUGCGCGGGCAUGGACAGCUCUGGUCAACGUCGGCGGGAGUGUUUUCAGCGGGAUCACAGUGACGAAGCUCCUCGGUGUCUGUGUCCUGGCUUUCACCCGAAGCAAGAUCUUCGAGAUCUACUAUUUCCGGGUUUGGUUGGCACUGGUCCUAUUUGCGGCCACCCACGCUCUCGUGUUCUUGCCGGUGGCACUCAGUUACUUUGGUGGAGAAGGAUACGCUGAUCCCGGAGCCGACGGAGGACUCGAGGAGAAUCUUGCUGCGCGGGGCUACCGUUCCCUGCUGGUCGAUGACGAUUACGACUCUGAUGAAUAUUAAUUGUAGUACGGGAAGCUACGGAUUUUUUGAUGAAUUCCUACUGUCGUAGGUGAUCCACGAUAUCCAAUGGAGGAGAUGAUUGUUUGCAACUCAUGUCACGCAUAGUAGUCUGAAAUAUAGUUUCAUAUUCUUUUCAUUCUUUAUUAUCAUUGCAAUGUGCGGGCUGGGAGUUGUCAUGGUUAUCAUCCAAGGAGUCUGGUUUCCGAGUACAAUGAACUGUGUAUCUGGCAGCAAUCUAUAACUAGACCUGCAGCUUUUGCGGCUUUCACUUAAUUAGCUCUUCC